CGCCCUAUAGCUUUGGAUAACCGAAAAUACUAGCACCAAGGCCAGGACGAGGCCGAAUGGACCUCCUUUUUUACUUACGACAUUUGUUCUAUUAAGUGGGUGGUACCAUGGUGGGGUUUGACUACUAUGACAGGGGGGUCUGAUGUAUCGGUUUAUAUUUCUUUGUUGGGGCUAUCUUGUCCCAUUUAUAUUUUCCCUUACCGAGUCAUGCGUCAAUAUGGUUUAAGGCAGACUAUCCCCUUUUCUGAUACGGUACCACCUAAGGUAGCGACCUUUGCACAAACACGGGUCUUAGCGUGGGCUAGGUAUUAUAAUGGUCUCCCGCGUUGGGCUGUAGCUACAAAUGGGUUUGUGGGUCUUUCUGAAAACUAUAAGUUGUGGAUGAGUUCCGAUGACAAGGAUGUGAGGACCGAGGCUCGUAAUGGGGAGCCCGCCGAGCUUUUGAUACCUCGUAUUCGUGUUAAGUAUGAGGGUCCUGAUUCUGCCAGACCUCGUACCUAUAGUUUUAAGACUGUGAAAGCUCGUCCUGAUCGAAAGCGAAAGGAAGUUCUUCCCCGUUCCAGUGUCAGGCCUAAAAAGGUGCCUAACAUGAAGGGGUCUGCUGUUGUUAAAAGAAAUGCAAGCUCUCGCAGAGAUCAUCGCCGGAACAAUGUAUGGGUUAGGAAGGCUCCGCCGCCUGUAGAAACAGUGGCUAGCCCGAUUGAUGGUAGUAAUCCUUCUCCCACCACUGUUUGUGCCCUUGAGGCUGAGCGGGCUAUAACUGAAAAUGUUUCUAAAGCUUUGGCAUCUUUGGAAGUUAGUGUCCAAGAGCCGGUUCUUAUGGAGAUUGAUAUUGGGGCAGCGCAGAAGACUAUGGGGAUGGAUCCUGCGAACAUUGCUCUCUUCAAGACUUUGUUUGACGAUUUGGAAGAACUAGAGUAGUGUAGUUCUUUGCUAGGGUGUAGGUGCCCUCUAUUUAUUUCAGUUGUGUUUGUUUUUUAUUCUAGCACUUUGUUUUCCUUCUUAUUAUAUUUUAAUAAAGGCAUAUUUUUAGUUUCCAUUCAAUUUUGUUUAUAUGUCUAACACUUUUUACACAAAGAAUAUAAUUUUGUUAUUAUUAUUUGGACCGAAUCCUUGGUAAGGAUUGCCUACGUAUCUUGUCAGAAUCAGGUCGCGCGUAGUUCUUAGCUUUAGAAUAAGUUCUAGUAUGCCGGAUUUCGGUAGAUAUGUCCUGAAGUGGAAACAUAUUACUUAAUCGGCCAAAUGAGUGAAGUAUUUGCCAUUAUUUUCAUCUGCCGUUUUCCAUAGGUUGCGUAAAAUUCGACCAAUUUGUUGGUAAACCUAUUUGGAUACGCACUGUACCCCCCAAGUGUUCGUUAUUUUUCCGUUGCGUGCGGAUAAAAUGACGAGCACUUUCGAAAAAAGGAAAACUUUGGCAGGCAAAGAGUUUCAACGCCCAGGCUGGGGCGUCAGAAAUUUCGGCGCCCAGCCCUGGGCGCUGAAAAUAACUUGGGCGGUCAAUUUUGACGUUUUGCUUCACAUGUUCUUGCGUUUAUUUCUAUUUCGUUUUUUUUUUUUUUUUGCCUUGAUAUUUUGCUUCAUAGUUAAAGUUAAUUUUGAGGCUGUUUUGGAGGUUUUUUGAUUGUUAGCGUGAAACGCAUUUUUGUCCGGAUUAAUUUUUUCUAUUGGUGACUCAAAAAAGUUUUGAAAAUGGAGUUAGGGUGCGGAACUUAUGAAGAUCUUUGUGGAGGGUAUGAUGGAAUCUUAUGUGAAAGCUGUCGGUGGGUUCUACGUUUUAUGAAUUUUUUUUUGGUAACAUUUGCAUUUGUUUUAAAUUUUGGAUUUCUUUUUGAUUUUGGGUUGCAUGGAUUGGCUCUUAUGAUGACAUUGGUUGGCUUUUUGGGUUUUGAGGAUGGGAUAGUGUGGUUUAUUUUGUGGGUUUCAGGAACUGGUUCACAUGCCAUUAUUUCAAAACCGAGUGGGCUUUGUUUGUUGGGCCUAUAGUGGGCCACUUCUUUAUUUUUUUAUUUUGCAAGUACAUUUGGUGUUUAUUUAGUGUUAGAAUAAAAUUUUUAGGAGAAAUAUUACGCCUUUAUUAAUUUGGAAAGUGAGGAAAACACACUGAAAUAAAACUGACCCAUAUUCUAAAGGGCCUUAGGACCAUCUAAAGUCUCUAUUAUUUUUUUCUAUCAAUCUAAAGAACUACUAGGCGCUUUUUACUAAUGGUGCCCUAUGUGGCUCAAGCCUGGGGUUUAGUCUCAUAAAACUUUGGUCCUUCACCGGUACUCAUCUUGAAUUCCAUUCCUUUUGCGUUGACCCACUGAUAUAUCUUCACCCAUCCGUUCCCGACCUCUUCUAGUGUUGAUGCAGGAGAGAUUAACCGGGUUGGAUCAAAACCUUCAUCUUGUAAAGCUAGGGUAGUUAUCACAGUCUCGUUCUCCAUAGGCCUCGAUUCGUUAAACAAUGUCCAUAGAGCCUGGUUGUCCAAUAUUUCAGCUGUUUUAGUCUUGGUGAGGUGGGGUGCCUCAUCCAAGGUGUGGCAGUCAUGGAAAAUUUCAAAUCCGGGUUUUAGCAGGCCAUCCUGAACGAAGGGUUCAGGGAAAUCACAGCAUGGGUGUUCUUCUCCUUCCCGAACAAACAUCCCGUUAAGGGGCGUAGCCUAGAUAGGCGGUCAGCAAUAUCUUCCUCCGUUGGUUCAUAACCUAAGCCAAAGGGAGUAGAUUUGUCGGGAAAAGGAUGGAAUGUGCAUUCCUUCUUCCUUAUGCCCAAUGGAGUUCCUGGGAAAUAACCUUGAGCCAACAGCAUUCUAGGGAUGACUCGGGAUGCAUGCGGGUCUAGGAAUGCUGGAUCAUAAUCUUCGAUGAACUGGAUUGUUUCUUCCAUUUGAAACCCAUAAAGGUCAUCUGCAGUUUCGGCCGUUCCAACCAUAGUACAACUGACAUCGAGAGGAGGGGCGCGGAUUUCUAGUAUUACCCCGUUAUGAUUAAGUUUAACCAUUUGGUGCAAGGUUGAAGCCACACCUCCUAAGUCAUGGAGCCAAGGUCGCCCCAAGAGGAGGUUGAAAUUGGGCUUGAUGUCGAUUAUUUGAAACUCCGUGGUGCGUGCCACAGGCCUAGUUUGUAUGGUAAGGUUGAUUUUUCCCAACACAGGCCUUCGGGAGUUAUCAUAAGCUCGUACCCCUUGUGAGGAGGUUUGGAAGUCAUCGCUUCCUAGCCCCAAGCAAUGGGCGGUUCGCAAUGGGCAGACAUUAACCGCCGAACCAUUAUCUACGAGCGCUAGGGGGAUGUUUUGUCCUUUGCAUCCAACCACUAAGUAAAGGGCUUUUGUAAUACCCCGAAUAUUUAAAACAUGAUUAAUUAUGCUAAAUUAUUUUUAUUUUAGCUUAAAACCGUUUUAAAUCCUAAUUUCAAAUUACGAUUUUAAUUAACGAAGUUUUAUGUCGCUUGAAUUUUAAUAUUGUUGCAAGAUUUAUUUUUACUUUUUUUAGAAAUUUAAUAUUUACGAGCUUAAGCUACCUCUUUGAAUCUUAAUUAUUCCGUAAGUUAUAAAGGAUUUUAAUAAUUUUGAACGUUCCUAUGUUAUUUGGAAACUAAAUUUUUUUUUUUAUGUUAAUGAUAUUUUAUAAAGAAUUACUUCAAAAUCUGGUUUUAAUUAAACAUUUCUACUUAUAUAAAUUCCUAAAUAUAGCAAAUGAAUUUCUGAAUUUUACCAAACCUUAUAAAAUAAUCCAAAAUGCUAUAAAGUCCAAAAAAAAAAAAAAAAAAAAAAAAGAAGACACUCAGCCCCUAGCUUCCUCCCCCUUCUCCCACGUGUAUGUGUAGAACAAGGGUCAAAAUAUACUUGUUUCUUUGACUCCUCUUUACCCCAAAUUCAGUCCAAGUUCAUUUUCGUGCCCCCCAAGUACCUCUCCUUCUUCCUUACUCUACUUUCACGGUGAGGUCAUGGGUGAUGCCCAUUGAGUUCCAAUUACCUUAUAAAUAAAGGAGAAAUCUGCUCUCCAUUUGCACAACAAUCAAUUUCCAAAGAAAAGCUGAAUUUAUACAGAGUACUCCACAUAACCACUCGCCUCCCUUCCUCUGUUCUCACGCACAACCACCAUCACCACCGCGGCUCUGCCGCCGGCCAACCUGAUGCCACCACCCUUAAAAUUCCGUUCUCCACCCCCAGAAUAUGCUCAUUCACUACUGACAAAUAUCAAGCUCGAAUCGUAGUUCAGUUGCCGAAACCGAACAUUAACUCACGCACAACCUAUUUUCUCUCUCUCCAUUGACGCGGACCACCACCGCCGGAAACCACCAUCAGCACCAUCCCCUCCGACGUUCUUCUGCCGUCGCGCCACCUAAAAACACCAACCACCUGAGCCCCUCCUUGUGCCGCCAUUGCCUCUCGGACCUUCCUCCUUCCGUGCUUCAGUUCUGUUCUACCAAAGAGUUAAUGGAUUUUGAAAUCAAUUUCCCAAAUUGAAGUGUUGUCAGCACCUUUAUUUCUAAAUAAAGUCAACCUACUUUACCUUUAUGACUUUUGUAUAAAAUAGUUCUCGGAGCUCAGGAAGAACGAUCCAUCGAACGGGACGUAUAAACUACGGUUGAGGUACGAAGAAGAUCAUGGGAUGCCUUAGAGUGAGGAUGCAACCAUCAAAGUCACGAUCGAUGUUUAAUAAAGAUAACUAUGUCAUUAGUAAUAAAGGGAUGUAUUAAUUAAACUCUAAGUUUGAUUUCACGAUUUGAGUUAGAUUUUCAAAUUAAUGUUGAAACAUGUUAGAAAUAUUUAUUAAGGUUUACUUAGAUUUUAAUGUAAUUUUUAAAGAAUUAAUCGAAGUGAAGUAUAAUUACUGUUACUCAA
Messenger RNA from Spinacia oleracea (spinach), 4821 nucleotides. RefSeq lists its product as uncharacterized. Lineage: Eukaryota; Viridiplantae; Streptophyta; Magnoliopsida; Caryophyllales; Amaranthaceae. The transcript is spliced from 3 exons. The record is from RefSeq and is a predicted model, not a curated record. Bases 127 to 921 code for a protein of 264 amino acids.